Messenger RNA from Necator americanus (New World hookworm), 1002 nucleotides. RefSeq lists its product as uncharacterized. The transcript is spliced from 9 exons. Gene Ontology annotation, cellular component: membrane. The record is from RefSeq and is a predicted model, not a curated record. The coding region runs from base 1 to 1002 and encodes 333 amino acids. NCBI's taxonomy places the organism in Eukaryota, Metazoa, Nematoda, Chromadorea, Rhabditida, Ancylostomatidae. Gene Ontology annotation, molecular function: G protein-coupled peptide receptor activity.
AUGCGCGAGUGUGAAUGCUUGCAUGAACCGACCGAUGGUGUCGCCGGCGUCGUCAAUUUGGUUAUGGUCAUUGGGAUUUUACCGGUGCUGGCUAUAAUUGGAGUGCUGUUGAACUUCAUAAACAUCGUUGUUUUUGCCUCACAACGUAAUACUGCCGCUAAAUACCUUACAGCACUUAGCUGUAGCGACACUGGAGUAUGCAUAGCUGGUGUGGUCGUCAUUUUUGCCGAUUCAUUGAGGGCACGAGCAUUUUCCGUGGACCAAUUGUUUGUUUUUCUUCUGCCUAAGCUUAUUCCGCUUGGAUUAUUCUUUCAGAUGCUGUCGGUCUACAUAACAGUUUUGGCAGCAUUCGAUUGUUUCAUUUCGGUUCUACGUGGACCUUCUUCAUGUGAAUCGAGAUCCAUAUGGGCACCUCGAGUAUUGGUUUGGGUUGUAGUGACCGUUGCCGCCUACAACGUUAUUCAGUUCGCUGAUCUUGAAGCAGUAGAAUGCGUCCAUCCGGACAACUACACCUUGUACGAGCUAUGUCCAACAGAACUACGGAUUAGUGAACUCUACGUUGUCGUUUACAAAGGUUACAUGUAUGCCCUCACUAUGGCUUUCAUUCCUUUCCUCCUGCUAACUAUUUUAACAAUUGGAAUAGUGUAUCUGCUCAGAAGAAAACAGAAAAAUGAAGAGAAAGUUAAAUGUGAAGAUCAAGAGGAUCAGGGCUCUCCCGUUGUUUUGCUGCUGGUCAUCAUUUUGUUUCUUGCUUGCAAUGUUACGUCACUGCUCGUCAACGUCUUUGAGAUGCUCAAAAUACGUCUUGGAGAUGCCGCCGACGCUAUCCUAAUAGAUGUUGGUAAUCUACUGGUCGUAGUGAACGCCACUGCGAACUACUUCGUGUACUGGGCAUCAUCUCGUGAAUACAAGGCGACUGUUCGUGCAUUGAUACGAAAGUACAUCACACGGCGGAAAGCAAUCGACUUAAUCUCAAGUCAAACGAACGCAGAGUUUGUCUGA